GAAAAUCAAGCAAACUUUAAAUCUUAGUACAGUUUUGAAAUAUUAUUAUUUAGCUUUUUAUUAUUCUGAAACUACUGUUUCUAAAUAAAUUUUUAACAAGCAUUUUUCUUACAGAUAAAAUCCUUUGAAAAACUGGAAUGUCACGAGGAAAGAUUGAAGUAUGCAAAGGACAUUUACGAUAAUUUUAUUAUGAAAGAACUUCUGUCUCGGACACAUGACUAUUCAAAGGAAUGCCUGCAGCACGUUCAAAAGCAUCUCACGAAAAAUGAGGUACCAGUCACUCUGUUUGAGCCUUAUAUAGAAGAAAUUUAUACUACCCUAAGAGAUGAGCCAUUUAAAAAAUUUUUAGAAAGUGAAAAGUAUACUAGGUUUUGUCAAUGGAAGAAUUUAGAAUUAAAUAUUCAAUUAACAAUGAACGACUUCAGCGUGCACAGGAUAAUAGGCAGAGGCGGCUUCGGUGAAGUGUAUGGUUGUCGAAAAGCAGACACUGGCAAAAUGUACGCCAUGAAAUGUCUGGAUAAGAAACGAAUUAAAAUGAAGCAAGGUGAAACGUUAGCCCUUAACGAGAGAAUUAUGUUGUCAUUGGUCAGUACAGGGCAGGAUUGCCCCUUUAUUGUUUGUAUGACGUACGCGUUUCAUACGCCAGAUAAACUCUGUUUCAUUUUGGAUUUGAUGAACGGAGGUGAUCUGCACUAUCAUCUAAGUCAACACGGAGUUUUCAACGAGUCUGAGAUGAAGUUUUACGCUGCAGAGGUUAUUUUAGGAUUAGAACAUAUGCAUAGGAGAUAUAUUGUAUAUAGAGAUUUAAAACCUGCAAAUAUAUUAUUAGACGAACAUGGACAUGUUCGAAUAUCCGAUUUAGGAUUAGCCUGUGAUUUUUCCAAGAAAAAACCCCAUGCUAGUGUAGGAACACAUGGUUAUAUGGCACCAGAAGUAUUAUCAAAGGGAACUCCUUACGAUUCUAGUGCGGACUGGUUCAGUUUUGGUUGUAUGUUAUAUAAAUUACUCAAAGGGCACUCACCAUUCCGUCAGCACAAAACCAAAGAUAAACAUGAGAUAGAUAGGAUGACACUAACUAUGAAUGUAGAACUACCAGAUUCGUUUAGUAAAGAACUAAAGUCACUUUUAGAAAGUUUACUCCAAAGGGACAUAGAUAAAAGACUGGGAUGCAAAGGAAAUGGAUCGGAAGAAGUAAAAGAACACCCAUUUUUCGCUGGUAUAGAUUGGCAACAAGUUUACUUACAGAAAUACACUCCUCCUUUGAUUCCCCCCAGAGGGGAAGUGAACGCAGCCGACGCCUUCGAUAUCGGUUCUUUUGAUGAAGAAGACACGAAAGGCAUCAAAUUGACCGAUGCCGAUCAGGAGCUGUACAAAAAUUUUCCACUUGUGAUAUCUGAACGAUGGCAGAACGAAGUAGCAGAAACAGUAUUUGAAACAGUCAAUUUUGAGGCUGAUAAGCAAGAGCACAAGAAGAAGGCAAAACAGAAGAAGCUCUACGAUUUAGAUGAAAAAGAAACAGACUGCAUUUUACACGGGUAUGUUAAAAAAUUAGGAGGACCAUGGACGUCCAGCUGGCAAAUGAGGUACGCUAAGUUGUACCCCAAUAGGUUAGAACUUCAUCCAGACUCAGCAAAACCAGAGUUAGUAUUUAUGGACCAGAUCGAAGAAGUUAGUCCCGAUUUGGUGCAAGUCAAAAAUGAAAAUUGUAUUGUAAUCAGGCUUCGUGAUGGAAAAGUAGUUCUUACAAAUCCCGAUGAAAUAGGCCUAAAAGAAUGGCUUACAUCACUGAAAUCAGCGCACAAACUGUCGCAGGAGUUGCUGGGAUCGAUGGCGAAAAAAGCGGGCAAGAUCUACGGCACCGACAGUAACAACAGAAAUGCCAUUAUAACAGCCCGUAACACGAACGGCAACUAA
Molecule: messenger RNA, 1914 nt
Organism: Diabrotica balteata
Lineage: Eukaryota; Metazoa; Arthropoda; Insecta; Coleoptera; Chrysomelidae
Source: the annotation of a GenBank genome assembly